This is a messenger RNA of Entamoeba invadens IP1, 1929 nucleotides long. RefSeq lists its product as hypothetical. NCBI's taxonomy places the organism in Eukaryota, Evosea, Mastigamoebida, Endamoebidae. The record is from RefSeq and is a predicted model, not a curated record. The coding region runs from base 1 to 1929 and encodes 642 amino acids. The transcript has 2 exons.
AUGGAAGACAACAAGCCACUUUUGACAUCUGAAGUGAAGGGUGACGAGGGUGAGAAGUUAGUGAAAAAUGACGAGAAAAACAUCGAAGUAGUUGACGAGAAAAACACGGAGAAGAAGCACAACACAAAAGAAAUGUUUUGGACGCUCUGGAUGAUCUUCGGAAUGCUCAAUUUCUUACUCUUUUUACUCGUCGUGACCUGUUGCAUCUUUUUAUCAACGCGAUUGGAUGGGUUUGUCGUGAAAAUUGUUAACGAAGUCGACGUUGCGUUACCAAAGCAGUAUCACAUCCCAUUGAAUACUGUGGUGAUACCCAAAGAUCAAGCUUCAAGAGGGUCCUGUUGGAUCUUUUCGACUAUCGGGAUGGUAGAGAGUAGUUAUCGUAAAUAUGGAGUAGAGGCAGGGUUCUUAAAUGAAAACGAGUAUGUCCAAUUCUCCGAACAAGCCUACGGCAAAUUGAUCUAUGAUUACUGCCAAGACCACAAAGAGAUACCAAUCUGUGACUAUGGAGGGAUGGGAAUUAAUCAAACGAGUGAUGGGAGUGUCGAGUUUAUAUAUUACUUAGGCGAUGAAGCGAAGAAAUUGAUAUUACCACAUUCAGUGUGUGAGUAUUACACACAAAGGGGGGAUGGAGAGUUUCAUUGUAAUGACGAGAACCUUGCUGAGAUCAUUGCGACGAACCCGAUCGACUUUAAAAUUAAAGAUAUCAAAACGAUGUACUCCAUUAACGAAAUCAAAAAGACGAUGUUUGAACAUCAAGGCCCGAUCUCAUAUGGUCUUGCGACCGUCCAAAAAAGUUACUACUUUGAGUGCAAUGAGUACAACCCCGAUGUUAAUACCUCCGUUUGCACAACGUGCGAGUUUCCGUGUUAUCAAGCAGCAUCUGGUCUUUAUGUCCAAGACACGACGGGAGAGAAGUGUUGCACGCGAAUUGGGUUGGCGUCGUAUUCCAAUGACGCGGUCUUUGAUUUACAUGGCGAAGUGAUGGGCAGUGGAGGGCAUGCGAUGGUGAUAGUUGGAUGGAAUGAUGAGUUUAGGGUUGACCGAGACCAGAGCACUUAUGUGAAAACAAAGGAAGAAGGGAUUAAUAGACAAGACGAUGGCAAUCAGUACUACAAUCCUGUGAAAGGGGGUUUUAUUAUUAAAAACAGUUGGGGGUUAGUAGGGCAUUCCAUUCAAUAUUGGAUGCAAAGUAUUUCAGAAGCCAAUGAAGCGUUAAUCUGUCCACUAACUUUAUCGAUCAAAAAUUGGUCUCCUGUAGAUGCGGAGUGUCUGAAGACGAAUUUGAAGUUCUCGGAGUGUGGCUUUGGGAAAGUCCGAUACGUCGGAAGACAGAAGAAAAAGAUUUUGGGAGGGGUCAAGUUGAGUUGUAGUCGAUCAUCAAAUAAAGAAACGGAUGUUAAGAAAAUGACGUUAUUAGGGUUUCCGGAAUGUGGGGAAGACAAUGCAAACGACUAUGUGUAUGCGUUAGUGGGGAAGCUGGUCGAAGACGACGAAGAAGGUACUUCGACAGUGAAUUUGGUGUCUGAAAUUCCGGAGGGAAGUGAUACACAACGCCUUUACUCGAUUGUCCGAGCAAAGUUGGGAGAAGACCAAGAUACUGUGAGUGACGUCGAAGUCCUUCAAACAACACAAACGACACUUCAAAUGUUGGAAAAGGUGUUUAAACCGUUUGCGGAGUUCAAUGUAGAUAACAGUGACUCGUGCGGAUAUUAUUUCCAACCAUACUCCACUAUUCGUUUUUUGGUCAGUGACUAUAAGGCUUGGGGAUAUGAAUCUUACGCAUUCUCAUACCUCGAUAUACAAUGGGAGAAUUCUAGUUACCUCUUCGGUAAUGAAAAUAAUCAAAACUAUCAGUGGAUCAAAAACUCAACAGUCAAAUAUGCAUUCCCUGUGUUCGAUGGGCCGUUCGGAGAUAUCACUGCUAAUUGA